AUUUGUUUUGCUUUUGAGUUAUGAGUUUCGACAGCUACUCGGUAGUUAAAAAGAAUGCCGCUUAUAUUCUUUUUUUUCCUGUUGUUAUUGUCAUCGUUUGCCGUUUGAAACGAAAUUGUUUACUUGAAAAGUUAAAUGGAAGCAACUGAUGACAGUUUUUCCUGAUAAUUAACUCCCUUGUGGCGCACUGGCGCUAUAGAUUGUGGAAACGUUUGUGGAUUGUGGAAACGAUCGUAGUUACCUGCUGUCGCUGCUUUUGACAACGCAUAAAUUUACUGUUAUUAACAAUUAGUGUAAUAAUAUGGUUAUUGACGAUUUGAAUCAUGUCGGACUCGUGCAGUUUUGCCAGAGCGAUUACAGACUUUUGGACCAACGAUACAGAUGAACUAUCAUGUACGACGAACGAUAUUCUGAGGAUAAUAUACAAAGAAAACCGUAAAACAGUGUUUGCGAAAAAUCUCUCCACGGGAUUAAGCGGAAAACUACCCAGUUACUGUUUAGAACCUUUCGAGAUUCCAGUCUUAGUGGAUUCCAGUGCUCAGAUCAUUUUCGUUGCGGUCAAAGAUUUUGCAGGGUCUGAAAAUGGGGAUUUAAGCUUUGGAAAAGGCUCCGUAAUUACUGGUGAUCGUGCGGUGGAUGCUAACUGGUGGUACGGAUGGAUUGGAGACAGACAUGGAAUAUUUCCUUUGGAAUGGGUGCGAGAUGUCUCCCAGGACGUUUUGCAAGAGCGAAGCAAUGGUUUUUUCUCCUCCCAACCAAUUACAAGCGAUGUUAGCUAUUCGGAGACGGCUAUUACGACGAAAAUCAACGGCAGCAGCCAGGCGCCGAUUCCCGAUCUUCUGUCUAACCACAUGGUUAGUUCCAUUAUGACGCCUGCGCCAGACGUGUCGGUUAUCACAUGUCCACACGGACGUGCGUUAUACGAUUUCCACACCGGUUUGACGAAUGAAUUAUCAUUUAAAGCCGGUGAUGUUGUUCUCCUGCAUAAUUAUGUUGACCCUAACUGGUUGGAAGGAGAACUGCCAAACGGUCAACGCGGCAUAUUUCCCAAAGAUUUCAUAACGAUUAUUGUGGAUGUACCUGACGGCAACGCGAUAAACGACGAUGAAAUUGCAAACCAUUUCCAGUCGGAUGAAGAAUUCGAAGAUUUCCCCCCAGAUACAUACGCUAUUGCGCUUUCGGAUCACAUCGGGCAAAAUGCAAACGAGUUACGUUUGAAGAGUGGCGAUGCCGUUACGAUUCUUCGGAAACGAGGUCAGGACUGGGUAGAAGCAAUGGAUGAUUACGGCAACGUUGGUUUUUGUGCCGCUAGCUGUCUGGAAAUUAUCGGCACUGAACCGGAUGAAAUUAGAUCGAGCAGCCAAUUAGAUAGCUCAUCCGGCAGCAGCUUUCGCAGCAGUCGUAGUAUGGCUAGUCCUACAUUUUCUAUGGGUUCUGGUGAUGCUAGCAGUUAUUCUGCCGACAAACGUUCUUCGUGGCAUGGCAGUGAUUAUGAAUUGCGAACUGUGGAGAGCACCGGAGCCAGUUUGAAUAGCGAUUCUGCUAACACUAUGGAUAAAGGCUACCGUUCUAGUCGGACGAAAGUGAUCGACGAGAUAAUUGCUAGUGAAAAGGAUUAUAUCGAAAGUUUAGUGGUCUGCAUGGAUAUUUUGCGAAAAGACUCUCCGCCGGAGAUAUUCGACUGUAAAACUGUCUUUGGUACCAUUGAUGAUGUCUUGAGCGUCGCAAAGGACCUGCUGCACGAUUUGACAUUUGCUCGAAAUAACGACGGACAGAUUGGGGAAGCGUUCUUGCGUAACAUUCCCGCACUGAAGCGUGCUUACAUGACCUAUUGUCAGAACAAUGAUGCGACGAUUGGGCUGUUAUGUCAGUACAAGGACAUAGCACUUCUGGAUGAAUAUAUGAAGCGAAAAGUGGCAGAAAUUCGGCUUAGAAUAAACUGUUUUGACUUGGCAUCCAUGUUUAUCAAACCUCUACAGCGUGUUUUGAAGUAUCCGCUGUUAUUGAGCGAGCUACUCAAGGCUACCGAUAAAUCACAUUCCGAUUACGUGUUUGUCCGAGAGUGCAUGAAGCACAGCACCGACAUCGCUAGUGGAAUCAACGAGCUAAAGCGGCGGAAAGAAUUAGUGGCCAAAUACCGCGACCAUAGUGAUGCGUCCUUUUCGGAGCGGUUGUCACGAUUCAGCUUCCACUCAGUUGUCAAAAAAUCAAGUCGAAUUGGUUUGUUAGUAUCGAGCACGAUCGGAUUAACGACAUUGAUGCAAGAUCCGACUUUCCAAGCGGCAGAGCGGCGGUUCCAGAUCACCAAACGGACUAUCAAAUGGUUUUUACGUAAUGUAGCCGAAUUUGUUGAGCAACUACGGCAGAAUCUACUACCGAUUUUGACAAGUAUUGCUGAGGAUUUCGCUCUGCUACUGAAGAAUCGACCUGACGGCGUGGCGGACGCAUUCAGUGGCAGUCAAGAAGCUAUAUCUAAGCAAAUAAUCCAUGAAUUUGUACCGAAAAUCAAAGUCCACGUGGUGCACCCUCUUGAAGAAACGCUGAACCAGUUUUCCGGACCGGUAAAACUGAUUAGUAAGCGUCACGCCAAGCUGAUAGAUUAUGAGAAUGCCAAAAGGAAAAUUGAUCGGAUAAAGGACGGACAGCGGACACAAGCGAUGCUUGACGAGUUGGAUUUGGCAAAGAAAGUAUAUCAAGCACUUAAUUCGCAGCUAGUCGAAGAGCUCCCGAAAUUCAAUGAGGCCACCGCAAACAUUUUGCGUACCCGUGUGGAUGGUUUCCUACACUUUCGGAAGUUAUUCUUUUACGCUUGCUCAUCGGCAAUUCUGCCAUGUGUGAAGGCUGUUUCAGCAAGCGGUCGAAAAGGAUCAGAAAAAAGCUUGGCACAGAAUCUUGAAACUGUGAUAUGUGAAUUGAAGAAGCUGGAUUAUGGAUCUGCCAUUCGAAUUCCAGAAAUGGGCACUAUCAAUCCUGUGGAAAAUGGUGGGGUUUUCGUAGCUGACAGUACUUCUACAAAUUUCCACAGAGAACCAGGAAUAGAUGUUGCUUCUGUUGACCUUUCAUCUGGAAAUUUUCGGCGGAGUAAUUCAGUACCAGCGGGACAUUCUCAGUCUCGAGCCGUACCCGUUGCUGCGGCGCCUCCGGUGCCCGCUCGGUCGUCGAUUCCUCCAAGAUCACCAGGACUGCGUUUUCGUGUUAUAAAGGAGUAUCAACCCAAAGACAGCUUUGAUUUGAGUGUUCGGCCCGGAGAUGUCGUCGAUGUGAUCAAGCAGCACACGCCGAUGGGAAACAGUGACCGCUGGUAUAUACAACACAAAGGGAAGACGGGAUUUGUCCCGCAGAAUAUUUUAAAGCCGUUUGACGCACUGGAUAAUGCCGAUUAUGCCUUUUUCGAGGAAGGAAAGAUUAUGCCUUUUUCGAGUGGAGUCGCUGCUCUUUUGAAUGAUCUGAAGCCAGUGGAAUCACAGUGUGUUGCUGCCUUUGCAUUUGUGCCUUACGGUCCUCACCAGCUGCCUCUGAAACAAGGGGAUAGAGUAACCGUCAUGGCCGCUCAUGAUCUCGAUGGGAAUACUGAGUGGAGUUAUGUGGAAAACUGCUUUGGAGCUCGGGGUUAUGUUCCUACUACCUAUUUGAAGCGGUUUGUAGGAAUGACAUCUCAAUGAAGCGAAUUUCGUUUUGCAGUAUUCGAUGGGUAAUAUCAGUUUUGAUAAAUAUUUACUUUCAAAACCUUCUGUUUGUAUUUUUGUAUUAUACUCGAAGGCACGGUGGUUGCUGGUCAGCAAACGUUGUUAACGGUUUUUUAUAUUGUGUUAGUCAGAUUUUUACUUCUAACCAUAGAUUACGGAUUUCUGUAGAAUUGUAAUUAUGGUCACCUUUUGGAUUCGUGCGAUGAAAUGAUGAACAACAGUUUUCGAUACUGUUCUGUGAUUCGUUGACAAAAGCUGGGAAAUACAUUUCGAACUUCUACUCCAAGU
This is a messenger RNA of Paramacrobiotus metropolitanus, 3974 nucleotides long. RefSeq names its product dynamin-binding protein-like. The record is from RefSeq and is a predicted model, not a curated record. Gene Ontology annotation, molecular function: protein binding; guanyl-nucleotide exchange factor activity. The transcript has 13 exons. The coding region runs from base 324 to 3662 and encodes 1112 amino acids. Gene Ontology annotation, cellular component: cytoplasm. Lineage: Eukaryota; Metazoa; Tardigrada; Eutardigrada; Parachela; Macrobiotidae.